CAACAAGCUACCUGUGGUCUUUACAAGACGUCCUCGGUCAAGGGGCCACUGCCAGUGUCUACAAGGCACGCAAUAAGAGGUUGGGUGAGCUGGUAGCUGUCAAGGUGUUUAACACCGUGAGCUACAACCGCCCCCUGAGGUUCAGAUGAGAGAGUUUGAAAUGCUGAGGAAGCUCAACCACAGCAAUAUUGUCAAGCUGUACGCCGUGGAAGAGCUGCCCUCCAAACAGAAGGUGCUGGUGAUGGAGUAUUGUUCAGGAGGAAGUCUGCUCAGCCUGCUCGAGGAGUCAGAAAACGCCUUCGGCUUGCCUGAAACAGAAUUCCUCAUAGUUUUGCAGUGUGUUGUGCAGGGGAUGAACCAUCUGCGAGAAAAUGGAGUGGUACACAGAGACAUUAAGCCAGGCAACAUCAUGCGGCAGGUCGGGGAGGACGGCAAGUCUGUUUAUAAGCUAACUGAUUUUGGUGCAGCAAGAAAGCUGGACGAUGAUGAGAAGUUUAUGUCUAUCUACGGAACUGAAGAGUAUCUGCACCCAGACAUGUAUGAACGUGCUGUGCUGCGUAAGCCUCAUCAGAAGUCCUAUGGGGUCAGUGUAGACCUGUGGAGUAUCGGUGUGACAUUUUACCACGCUACCACUGGGAGUCUUCCCUUCACACCGUACGGAGGACCCCGCAGGAACAAGCCCACCAUGUACAAAAUAACCACAGAGAAGCCUAUGGGGGCAAUAGCUGGAAUACAGCGCGUGGAUGGCGGGCCUAUAGAGUGGAGCUACCACCUACCUCACAGCUGCCAACUCUCACAGGGUCUGAUGGUGCAACUGGUUCCAAUUCUAGCGGGUAUACUGGAGGCUGACCAGGAGAGGUGUUGGGGUUUUGACCAGUUCUUCAAAGCCACCACAGACAUACUGCAGCGUCAGCCAGUUCACCUGUUCUCUCUGCAACAGGCCAUGGCACAUUGCAUCUACAUACACCACUACAACACGGUGUCAAUGUUCUUCGAGGAGGUGGCGUCUCAGACUGGUAUAGCAGUUCAGCUGCAACAUCUGCUGUACCUUGGUCACGACCUCCCUCUGGAGGGCAACAUGAAGGUGGUCAACCUCCCGCCCUCUUCCCAUGACAGGCCCCUGAUUCUGCUCAGCGACGGGCCUGAAGCAAAUACCAGCCUACCCUUCAGAGAACCGGAGUCUCCAGUCAUCCCAUCACGGUUUGAUGUUAUGGCAGACUACAACUUCUCCAAGGUUAUAGUGGGAGUGGUCCACCAGUAUCUGAGGAUAGUACGGUUGCUGCACACUCACAGAGAGCUGCUGCUGCAAGGAUACUACAGCUACAUGAUGAGGUUGCGUAGAGAGUGUGAAGAAGCGUUCCACAGUAUCGCGAUGAUCACCAUUAGACUGCAGUCUUGCCUCAGCGUGGAACACAGGACUCGCACACUCGGCCACUAUGAUUCAGAAAACCAAGGGUUGACUGAUAGCAGGCAAAAGCUGCAUCUGGUGCGUGAGCACUUGCCUAAAUACGCUGGAGGAAUCCAAGAGUUUCAGAGCCGACUGGACCUUCUGCAGAUAGAACAGUCCAAGCUAGCAGAGACGCUGACCAAUGACAAGAGCUGUCAGAAGAUGGAGAUGCUGCUGCAAAAGAUAACGGCAAUUCAUCAGCAUUAUCGUAAAGACAGACAAACUGGCAAGUUGGCAUACAACGACGAGCAAAUCCACAAGUUUGAGAAAAUCCACCUGUCGUCCCACAUUAAGCGAGUGAAAUCUCUCCUUAGAGACGACUGCGUCCAGAGAUACAAAGAGCUUUUGGCCUCAACAAGGACGUGGAGCAGUGUUUUAAUGGAGAUGCAGACCAGACUUCAGGACUUCAGCUCUUUCUCCACAGGCUUGUUGGCAGACCUGGAGAUGAGCGAGCAGUGCCAAUAUAAGGCUCUGGACAGAAUCCUUUUCACUCUGCAGUCCAAUGGAACGGGACAACAGCCUGAAAUUGUCCCAAGGGACAAGGACCAGAUGGUCUCUAGGAUGCACCAUCUGAAGGACGAAAUGGAGAUUUUGGUGAGGGAACUGCAGUGUAACAACAGCAUUAUUGAGGGUCUGGGAACAGUGAGCCCUGCAGCACCUCUGGAGCCGAACUUGGCCAGACCUUCGACACUCUGACAAAAGUGCUGCAUCUUUGCAUCUUAACUCAAAGAACACACACACACACACACACACACUCUGUAGAUAUAACUGCCACUAAUGAACAGCUAUGGACAAUGUGCUGGAUCUUCUUUCAAGGACAGGAUGAUUUCCCUUGCUGUAAGAAGAGGAAGCAGCCGAAGACAAUCGAUAAAAUGUGAAUCUCAAUUUAGAGAUAAGAUGCCCACAAAGGAGAAGGAGGAAAUGCCACUGAUGGAUUUUUAGUCGAGUGAGUGUGUGUGUGUGUGUGUGUCUGUGUGGUUGUGUGUGUGUGUGGCUGGCAUCUGAGUACAGCAGUUCAAUACAAACCUCAUUAAUGCCUUUAGUGUUAUUGUAUUUCUAAUAGGCUGCCACAGUGAUGGACCGUCAGGAUAAAGCAGAUGAAUUCAAAGUCAGCUGCUAGAGUGUUUUUCUUAAGGCUGUGUUUCUUCUUGGUCCCACAGAAGAAGCAAACUGCAAACUCUGGAUAACCUAAAAGGAUUAAUUUAACCAGAGUGACACUAUAUCUGUGUGUGUGUGUGUGUGUGUGUGUGUGUGUGUGUGUGUGUGUGUGUGUGUGUGUGUGUGUGUGUGUGUGUGUGUGUGUGUGUGUGUGUGUGUGUGUGUGUGUGUGUGUGUGUGUGUGUGUGUGUGUGUUUGUUGAAGGCUUGAGACUCCUGCUGUCUUUUCCGGUUGAUCAAUCAAAUGGUUUCAUGUGACUUCAUUUCUAGGUUUCCUCAAAGUAGAUCACUGUUAAUUAAAUGAUUACAUCAUUGAUUUUCAGCCUUUCUAAGAACACAGCACUGUAGUUUUGGAGUAUAAUUUGUCCCUCUUCCUGUUGAUGUUUAUCUUGAAUGAUAAGUUGUUUUUUUUUGGUAUUUUUUCAAAGGUUUCAAUGUAAAGGAGAAAAUAAAAAGUUAGGGAAACUCAGCACUCACCACUGUGUUCUUUUUUACAGAAGUACACAGUCCAGUGACAAUACAGCAAAUAACAGUAUGAAAAAAAUGACAUUAGCCAGUGUGGCUCAACGGUGGGGAAAUCCCAGGGUUUGUUAUUUGUUUAUAAAGGUGUCACGGGGGAUUCAAAAGGUCAGAGAAAAACAAAAAAAGAUAUGCUUUUACUAUACU
Anoplopoma fimbria (sablefish) is the source of this 3270-nucleotide messenger RNA. It is a transcript of the gene ikbke, whose product is annotated as inhibitor of nuclear factor kappa B kinase subunit epsilon. Gene Ontology annotation, biological process: peptidyl-serine phosphorylation. Gene Ontology annotation, molecular function: protein serine/threonine kinase activity; ATP binding. Gene Ontology annotation, cellular component: cytoplasm. The record is from RefSeq and is a predicted model, not a curated record. The coding region runs from base 146 to 2143 and encodes 665 amino acids. The transcript has 20 exons. Lineage: Eukaryota; Metazoa; Chordata; Actinopteri; Perciformes; Anoplopomatidae.